GGAGAAGCUUCACUUCCUGAUCCACCUGUCGGACAGGUACUGACUGCGGGCGGGACGGAGAAAUUGACUCACGCCYCGACUAAACAGGAACAUGGACGGAACUUUAUUGAAACUUUGACGCAGUUAUUUAUUUUUUUUCAUGGUGACAAAGGUGGCCCAGUGUGCUCAGCCGAUAAUGUGUGGAGUGGUCCGGGGAAGCAGCGCUCUGAACGUCUUCUUCCUGCUGUUUUUUACCAGCAUUUUCGCUCCUUCUCCAGUCGCUUCCAUCAAAGUGAGCACUCCAGCAGAGCUCCAUGCAUCUAAAGGGGAAACUGUCAAAUUGUCGUGCACUUUUUCCUCCACAAGGAGGCCGACCAGCAAGAUGACAGUGGAUUGGUCCUACAGACCCCCAUCCGGAGGUGCACCACAUACAUUCUUCCACUUCUCCUCCAGUGUUUUUCCUCCUCUGGAUGGUCAGUUUGCCGGUCGUAUCAAAUGGCAGGGAACCCCGGCCCGUGGUGAUGCUUCCAUCUCUCUGAUCAAUGCCACGCUGACAGAUAACGGAACCUUCACGUGCUCUGUCAGAAACCCUCCUGAUGUCCACGGGUCUCCAAGCUCACACACUGUGCUCACAGUCACCCCAAAARCACCCAGCAUUCGUUUCUCUGAUGUUGCUGUCCUCCUCGCCUUCGUCAUCAUCCCUUCCGGUGUUAUCACCUUCUUUCUGAUUGGACGGAUGUUCUGUCCCAAGAAACAACGUAGCCAAUCAAAGGUCUACAGAUCCCCCAUAGAGGUCACCGAGGGAGAGGAGUAUGUCGCCCACCCACAGGGAGCCAAGACAAAGGGAGUCGCAUGCUGUGACCUACAUCUGACGGACUCAGAGGAUGAUUUGUACUACAGUCUGAAGAAGAGGCCUUCCAAAGAUGAAAACUGUAUGGAGUCUGGAGUUUAGGAAGCACAAAUCUCUUCUAAUUGGAGGCGCUGAAUGAAAAUCAAUGCUGGGUUUCUGUGUCCACCACUCAGUCAUGCUGGGGAUGAAGUUUACUAUUCUUUAUUUUGGAGACCAGUUUGGAGCUGUUAGAAACUGUAAAAUAUGCAAAACUUAGAUGAGUUUUUCUCCCCCRGAUGAGCUCCUUUGUAUAAACAGUGCCCUUUUUGUAUCAAUGAGCAAUAGAUAAAGAGAAAUCUCUAUUUUUGAAGUUGUGGUGUGGAUAUUUUUUAGUAUUUUGCUCACAAAGCGUUCCAUAGUGGUUUGAUCAGGAGCAAACUGGCCCCGCAUGUACAAACACAAGACAUCCAACAUAAAUUUUGUGUAUAUAUAUUUAUAUCUUUAUGUCUCAGAGAUGGUGUGUCUUUUUGUUUUUGGAAAGAAUGUGGAUAUUUUUUGUUUAAUUUAUUGCAGCUGUAUGAAAUUGUCUUCAGUGGAAUGUUUUUUUUUUGUUGGAUCCUUGAGACUAGAAUGGAAAAUAAAGGGUUUGAUUUAGAAAACUA
Messenger RNA from Austrofundulus limnaeus, 1470 nucleotides. It is a transcript of the gene mpzl3, whose product is annotated as myelin protein zero-like 3. NCBI's taxonomy places the organism in Eukaryota, Metazoa, Chordata, Actinopteri, Cyprinodontiformes, Rivulidae. The record is from RefSeq and is a predicted model, not a curated record. Gene Ontology annotation, cellular component: plasma membrane. The coding region runs from base 140 to 931 and encodes 263 amino acids. The transcript has 6 exons.